Messenger RNA from Neohortaea acidophila, 1685 nucleotides. RefSeq lists its product as uncharacterized. The transcript has 3 exons. The record is from RefSeq and is a predicted model, not a curated record. Lineage: Eukaryota; Fungi; Ascomycota; Dothideomycetes; Mycosphaerellales; Teratosphaeriaceae. Gene Ontology annotation, biological process: regulation of transcription by RNA polymerase II. Bases 120 to 1424 code for a protein of 434 amino acids. Gene Ontology annotation, molecular function: zinc ion binding; DNA-binding transcription activator activity, RNA polymerase II-specific.
AGCGGAGGUUAGCUCACUAAACGCCGACCGCCCGAAGCGAUUCCCGGACGUCAUGUUUUGCUUCGCACGCUGCAUGUCCCUCUCUCCGCGCGCACACCAGCACCCACGAGCGCAUCAAGAUGGGGCUGGAGCCGGAACAAGCAGACGCACAAGACAAACCCGCUCGACAGCGGAAAUCACACACCAAGUCUCGGAAGGGCUGCGGGAACUGCAAGCUGAGAAGAGUAAAAUGCGAUGAGUCUCGGCCACAAUGUAGAAGAUGUGUCAAUUUCGGCGUCGAGUGCGAUUACGAUGCCGAUGCAGCUCCCGCGCUACAGUCGCGUGGCGAAGGCGCACUCGUCUUCACCAGCAUCCCCCACAGCCUCGGACCGGGCCUGGGGCCAGAAAGUCCAAGAGACUCGCUUUCGCCAGAGCACAAAGACGAUCCACUGGUGCCCAUGCUCGGACUCCGCCUUGCUUUACACGAAUCCAGCGAGGAGUAUUGCGUAACACAGGACGACGUGGACAUUCUACGUUCAUUCCUCAAUCGCACCGUCUACACCGUGGGGACGGCGCAGAGCAUGGACACGUAUCGGCGAGAGCUGCCACAAUUGUGUCUCAAGUCUUCUCAUCUCAUCCACGUAGUGUUGGGCAUGACCUUGAUGCACAUCAGAUACAUCGCCGCAACUGGCUCCUGGCCGGGCGAGCCCUCACAAAAGGAGACGUUUCACACCUACCACGGCACUGCGCUUUUUAGCGUGCUGCUCGCGCAGGAGCCCGUCCGAGAAGAAGACAAGGACGCCUUGUGGGCAUGCGCGGCACUCCUGGGCUGCAUCACCAUUGCCGGCAUCGAUGCAAAAACUCCGGAAGAGGCAUGGCCGUUGCGAGACGACCGCAUUGCCGAUCUGGACUGGCUGCGCAUGAGCGACGGCAAGAAACAGGUGUGGAAGGUGGUCGAUCCGCUGCGCCCCACGAGUGUGUGGAGAGAAGUGAUGAGCUUCGCAGGACAACAGGACCCGGAGCCGCGCAGCCAUGUGCCGGAGCUCGACAUGCUGUUCCCGUUUCUCACGAGCAUCUACGACUUCAAUCCGCUCGUUUCGAAGCCGGAAGAGGAGCAGGAUCCUUAUCACACUGCAGCGUCCAUCCUUGUGCGGUUGUUGGAGCUCGACUGCAACCACUCGACCAUCAUGUACUUUCUCUCCUUCCUGGGCCACAUGGAUCCACGUUUCCGCGCGUUACUCCACAAGAAAGAUCCCAAGGCUCUGCUGUUGCUGGCGUGGUGGUACGGGAAGAUGUGUCAGUAUAAUGUGUGGUGGCAAAGCCGGCGGAUGGUCCUUGAGGGACAGUCAAUCUGCAUGUAUCUGGAGCGCUGGCAUUCCGACCGACCGGAGAUGAUCAAAUUGCUGGACUACCCCAAGGUUAUGACGGGAAUGAUGCGGGCGUGAAGACUGCUGUGCUGGCGCGGAUAUCUAAUGGUCACGUGUCGUUGGGGUAGGAUGGAUGAUGCGUUGUCAUGUAAUAUAGGGAGACAAAGGACCGAUCGAAUGGUCAAUUUGGAUUCGGUAGAUUCACGGACUGGCUCCAGCUUGGACCAUCUCACGUAAGGUGACACCUCCAAGGAGGUCAUCGAAGAUCCAUUACUCCCCCUUGUCGCACGAGUUACGUACCUGUAUAUGUCAGGGCUGCUGACCAUGCCAGCGAUCAUC